AUGUCACGAUACAAACUUUAUUUUUUUAAUGGACGUGGUCGUGCUGAAGUUUCUCGUUUAAUAUUUGCUAUUGCUGGUCAAAAAUAUGAAGAUAUUCGUUAUGAAGGUUCUGAAUGGCCAUCAUAUAAAGCUAAAAUGCCAUUACGUCAAAUGCCUGUUCUAGAAUUUGAAGGUAUAAAAUUACCACAAUCUUUAUCUAUUGCACGUUUUCUUGCUAAACAAUUUAAUUUGGCUGGUAGAGAUAAUUUUGAACAAGCUAAAGUCGAUGCUGUUGCUGAUACAAUUAAUGAUUUAUUAAGAAAAUUUAUUACACCUCGUUUUGAAAAAGAUAAAACAAAAAAACAAGAACUUAUGAAAAAAUUCUUUGAUGAAAAAGUACCUAAAUAUUUACAAAAUUUGAAUGUUUUAGGUAAAUUAUAUAGUAAUGAUGGUCCAUUCUUUGUUGGAAAUCAUUUAACAUGGGCAGAUUUAUUAUUCUAUGAUAUGUUAGAAACUCUUCUUGAAAUAGAUGAAAAUUGUUUAAAUAAUUAUCCAUGAUAUGAAGCAAUUUGUUGUCCAUUUCGAUUACGUACAACAUUUCGUCGUGUACGUCGUAUUAUAAUUUUAUGUUGGUUAUGUUCAUUAAUAAUAGCUAUACCACAAUUAUUUAUAUUUGAACAAAGUUUAAUACCAAAAAGUUUAAUAAAAUAUCGUUGUGCUAGUACAGGUUAUACAGCUGAAUGGCAACGUCGAAUUUAUUUUACAAUAUUUGCUUGUUAUGUUCUUAUUAUACCAGCUAUUUGUAUGACAAUAUGUUAUAUAAAAAUAAUACAUGUUGUUAUAUCAUCAAAAAAUGUUUGGAUACAAAAAAUACAAGAUCAAACAACAACAACAAUUCUUCCAUCACUUUCAACAUCUUUUGCUAAAGUUAAAACAGUUCAAUUAGCAAUGACUAUUAUUAUUGUAUUUGUUGUUUGUUGGACACCUUAUAUAGUUAUUACAUUAAUUGAAAUAUAUUCUAAUGGUUAUUUAUAUAAACCAUUAUGGCUUGAUGGAGUAUUACAAAUAAUAUGUUUAACACAAAGUAGUUUAAAUCCAUUUAUUUAUAUAAUAUUUAAUCAUAAACGUAAACAUUCAUCAACAAUUGUUCUUGUUUUAGCACGAACAAGUUUACAAAUAUCUCGUAGAAGAAUUUAA
This is a messenger RNA of Rotaria sp. Silwood1, 1176 nucleotides long. The record is from the annotation of a GenBank genome assembly. Lineage: Eukaryota; Metazoa; Rotifera; Eurotatoria; Philodinida; Philodinidae.